Molecule: messenger RNA, 1335 nt
Organism: Ictalurus furcatus (blue catfish)
Lineage: Eukaryota; Metazoa; Chordata; Actinopteri; Siluriformes; Ictaluridae
Product: INSYN2B protein-like
Exons: 3
Coding region: 368-988 (206 amino acids)
Biological process (GO): inhibitory postsynaptic potential
Cellular component (GO): postsynaptic density
Source: RefSeq, a predicted model, not a curated record
AGCAACAACUUUGGGCUCUGCUAAAUCUCCUUGUAAGGAAGCAACCAAGACUGUGACAGCUACAAAAAUAGGUUGCAAAUUCGCAGCAGAGACAGACAGUGAGAGCCGCGUGCAAGCUAACUGUGAACUCCUUGCAACUUCAAAAUCACAAACAAUACACCAGCAAUCCACACCUCAGCAUCCUGCCUGUCCUGCAGCCCCCAUAAAACCUCAUGAACCCAAUGCCUUGGGUUCACUCUCAUGUCAACCUCCAAGACCUUUUCACACACAUCCACUGCAUCCAGCAAUUAAAUUAUUAAUCGAGGUCACUGGAAACAAAAGGACAGAUAUAGACUCAAAGGCAAACCCAUUUCUACUUUCUUCUUCAAUGCCUUCAGACCAGAUCCAGAACACGCAACUACACCAAGAAUUAGAGACUGCAUCACAGACGAGCAUUGUUUUACCUGUUAGUGGGCCUGUCUCAAAUGGCGGCUAUGCCCUCACACACUACCACCCUCCCUCUUUGGUUCUGCUGUCACGCAGUUCCCCCGAGAGCAACAGGAGUCAGGACCUUCAGAAGAGGCUGCAGAGAGUAGAAACCAAUCUGCAGGCCAACCAGGAGCGAGUCACGACCCUACUCAACAUCAUCCAAGACCUGGAGAUGAGCCACGCACUCAGCAAAGGACGCCGAUGUUUCAGAACCGGCCAGGAUUUAAGCGAUUGCUCCACCUGCCAGGAGACGGCAUGCAUCAUUUACAGUGUGGAGUAUGACUUCCGGCAGCAGGAGCGACGAUUCAGGGACGUCUUAGAGCCUCUGGAUUCCCCAGUGAGAAAGAUCUGGGAGGGGGUUAACAUGGACUUGCUCUCCUUUUUCACCUUACUAAAACAGAACAAUGCACCAUCUCAGACCAGCAGUCACAUGGAGCCAGGAAGCAAGAGUAAAGUCAAGAAAAAGAAACUCUGCAGGAAGAUUUUCAGCUGGUUACCUCGAAAGGUCCAAAGGAAGUAGAUCAGUCUUGACAUGGUCCUUUGUCUUUAUUUUUAAAGUUGAAUAAACAGACUCCAUCUGCUAUGAGAAGGAUUAAUAGCAGCAUCAUAAUCCGUCCACUUGAAUGAGUCUGGUAGAUCCAGAAAAACGGACGGACCAUGAGAUUUCCGAACAGGAACUGCUGAAGUAAACUUCCAUGCUAAAUCGUUUAACUGCAUACCCUCUCAUCCUGUUCUCUAACUUCCUUCAUCAAGUAGUGACAUCAUGUAGGGAACAUGGCACUUCUAAAGACCAUUCAUGCUCGUUUAUUAACUUAAGAAGUAGAUGAAUAUUAAUAUAACAGUUUCUUUAGGAUUGGUUUUGGGGUG